Molecule: messenger RNA, 970 nt
Organism: Blastocystis hominis
Lineage: Eukaryota; Bigyra; Opalinata; Blastocystidae
Exons: 1
Coding region: 1-963 (320 amino acids)
Cellular component (GO): lysosome
Molecular function (GO): cysteine-type endopeptidase activity
Source: RefSeq, a predicted model, not a curated record
AUGAAGUAUUUCCUCUUCUUUACUAUUGUUGCUAUUGCUCUGGCACACCCUCCCAGACUCGUCGAGGUCGCUAAGGAGGUCAACGCCAUGAAGACCACUUGGCUUGCUAACGAGGCUAUUCCCACUCGUGACUACACUCAGUACCUUGGUGCUCUCCGUGGAGGCAAGCAGCUUCCUGAGAAGAACAUUGCUAUUCGUGGUGAUCUUCCUGAGUCUUUCGACCCCGUGGAGAAGUGGCCUGAAUGCCCUUCUCUGAAGGAGAUUCGUGAUCAGUCUGUUUGCGGUUCUUGCUGGGCUUUCGGAGCUGCUGAGGCUGCUACUGACCGUCUUUGCAUUGCUUCUAAGGGAAAGAUCCAGGACCGUCUUUCGGAUCAGGAUCUUCUGACUUGCUGCGAGUCUUGCGGAUUUGGUUGCAAUGGAGGCUGGCCUUCCAUGGCCUGGAGCUGGUUCCACAGCACUGGAGUGACUACUGGAGGUGAGUACGGAAGCAAGGACUGGUGCAAUGCCUACGAGUUCCCCAAGUGCGAUCACCAUGUGGAGGGCAAGUAUCCUCCUUGUGGAGAGACUCAGCCCACUCCUGAGUGCGUUGAGAAGUGCCAGGAGGGAUAUCCCGUGGAGUACAAGAAGGACAAGCACUUCUUUGGAGAGGCUUACCAUGUUCCUAGCAAUGUGGAGGCCAUUAAGACCGAGCUGAUGACCAACGGUCCUAUUGAGGUCGAUUUCUCUGUCUACGAAGAUUUCAUGACCUACAAGAGCGGAAUUUACCAGCAUGUCGCUGGUAAAUACCUCGGCGGUCACGCUGUGAAGCUGGUCGGUUGGGGUGUCGAGGAUGGCGUUGAGUACUGGAAGAUUGCUAACUCUUGGAAUGAGGAUUGGGGUGAGAAUGGUUACUUCCGUAUCAUUGCCGGAAAGAACGAGUGCGGAAUUGAGUCCGACGGUGUUGCUGGAAUUCCUGAGCUGUAAGGCGCUC